CACAAACCAAAACCAAGCUCCGUAAGCGUUCUUUAAAUCGCUUAGAAGAAAAAGAAUCUUAGCUUUUUUUCGUAAGAUUUUUGAGGCCCUUCUUUUGGUAUAGUCUGUAAUUGUAGAUUCACUAAGAAACAUUCAACCCAGCUCCAAUGAACUUGUUCAGUUGUUGUACUUCUAUCCUUUUCAUUAUAUCGAAUAAAAGGUAAACAAUUCUCCUUCUACCACGUAUUCUGGCUAGUUGAAUGACAAAAGAAACAGAAAUCCAACUUCAAAGUUCGUCCUUUAUACUUUGAAUUGUAUCAUUGAUUUUCAUAAUUGUAGCAUGAAUCCUUUUAUUUGUUAACAAUCAUAUCAUUGACUUUUUCUUGGAAAACUUACUCUUCUUUGAGCUGCUCAAUCUCCGAAUGAUUAUCUUCUAUAUUUGAAGGUAGGGAUAGUUGUUCGAUUUUUAUUGUCUAGGAAUCAAAGUAAUUAGUAACCUGCGUUUUGGUAAUCAAUCAUAUGUCCUUUACCUUUCGUAAUUUGGAAUGCUCCAAUUCUUGCAAUUGAUCCACAUAGCUCUGUAACCGAGAGCUGCCCAAAUCCGCUUGAAAUUUCCUGAUGUCCAAAGAAACCUCAUUCAAACCUUCUGUUACAAGUUGGACGACGAUUCCCAUUUGCUCUAAUCCAAUUGUUUUUUCAUGAUUUGCCUUCAAAGCCCUUUCCUAUGUUAACCUAAGAUGAAUAUGAGAUCCGCUUACUCUUCAAAUUCUUUAUACAACUGUGUUCUUGUGUCUUGCGCUUUUAAAAUCUUUUGCACUGUUUCUUCCAUGUUGGAUGUAUUGUCAACAAUAAAAAUAUCUAAUUCCACAAAGACUAACUGCUAUAAAAAAUAAAAUACCAAAUUUCCUUGUACGUUUUUGUUAUAAAAAUAGAGCCUAUCUCCAAUUUUGAAGUGAAGUGUUUAGUGAAUCCGUAUAAAAGUUCAAGUUACACGACGAAUGCCCUUUUAAAAGGGUUUUGCUUACGAAACAUUUAGUGGAAAAAUUCAAUAAGGAUUAUCAUACACCAAAUUUCUAAAAAAAGGUCGUUGUCUAUUUUUCUAUUCAUUGCGCUCCUUAAUUCUCUAUACUACCAUCCCACAAUUAUCAAAAAGCUAAAGACACCCGAGAAUCACUGGUACUUUGGAGAUUUAUGAUACGUUCAAUUUAGAAUAAAACAAAAAUGAAAAGGUCUCGUGAUGAAUCCCCGUGUCUUGAAAUGAGCACGAAGAAAAACAAAAAUCAAAUGGAUUUAAAAACAUUCCUUGGAUUAUUCUUCAUGCAAGGUAAUCACGGCAAAGAUACCACUGGCCUAGUGUUUUCAGAAAAGGUAAACUUUGUAACAAACGAAGGUGCACCUUCCUCUGAUGGUCCUUGUAACUUUUGUGAAACAAUAGCCCUUCUACAUAAUUGCGAUCGUUGUACUCGACCAAUUUGUAGAAACUGUUCGACGCUUGUUUACAUGAGUGAAAAGACAAACGCAAGAUGCCUUGACUGUAUUUAAUUUAUGCUAUACUAAAUCUAGUUUACAGCAUCCGGGAAACACGAAGUCUUACUCCUAAUCGCUUCUUCCUCGGAGCUUGAGAUGGUUGUAAUAGACUCUUAGAUGUAUUCUCACUUAUGGCUUCCUUUUCGUUCUUUACUGUAUCCUUUAGUUGGUCCGUUUUUUCAUGGUUGAGAGGACGCAUGGGUUGUUGAAACGAGCUUGAACUAGAAAAAGAGCUAGUUUCUUCGUGCUUAACGGGUUUCUCAGUUGAAACCAUCCUUCUUGUAAUUUUCCUUUUUCCAAUGUCUUUUACAGAAAUUCCAUGAGCUCUAUUGAAUGAACCUUCGUUCACCGAUGUUCGCUUUUGUUGUAUAUAGGAAAAGUCAGUUUUGCCUUUAUCCGAUUCUAACUGAAGGGCUUCCUUCUUUGAAAAGAAAUCUCUUAUAUCGACAUUUCCUUUUCUUUUUGGAGGAUUCUCUUUUUCGAAUGACUCGUUGGGAACUCCCAUGAACUCUUGAUCUCUUACUCUUUUUUUUAGUUCCGUUUCCGCUAAUGAACGAGAACACACGAAAGCGGGUUUAUCUGAAUAGGAUUUUUCUUUCUGAUACGCCUUGUUUGAUCGCUCGUUUAUAUCUUGUAUGCUAACAUUUCUAACGAUGCCGUGUUCCUUCCGAUUUAAUAUAAUACCAAUUUCAGAAGCUAACUGGUUGUUAAAUACUAUAUCUUGUUCUGAUAAAUACUUUGUUGUCUCAUGGCUUUUUAGAAAACUACUAAUAUCCUGCUUAGAGCUGAAACUCUCGGCAUCGCUGUAGGAUCCCACUGAACUUUGAAAUGACGAUAUAUAUAAUAAAGCUUGUGCCCGUGUUAUACCAACAUAAAGUAACCUUCUUUCUUCAUCGACGUCGUCUGAACGUGAGUGAGGAAUUAUAUUCUCACAAACACAAGGGAGAAAAACAAUUGGCCAUUCCAAACCUUUUGCAGCAUGUAGGGUAGAAAUGGUAACUUUUGAAGAUUUAUCUUCUUCUUUAUCACUGCUUGCUAAAGUGACAUGUGCAAGGAAUUUGUGAAGAGGAAUUUCUUCUGGUCCUUCGUCUACUAAACUCAACUCAUCUUGUUGGGCAAGAAUAUCACUUUGAUGAACCAAUUCCAUCACGUUAUCCCAUUUUUCAUCAUAUGUCUCUGGAUUCUUUUUUCGUAAAAAGUCAUAAUAUUUAAUUUCAUGAAGAAUAGAAGAUAAUAACUCACUGACUGAUUUAUUAUUAUCGCGCGAUUCUUUAUCGAGGUCUUCUAUCAUCCGAAUAAAAGUCUUUAAAGACUUUAAAAAGGAUUUGUCUUGCCUUUGGGAAAGGAGGAUAUAGUUUUCGCUUACCUGGACUAAGAUUUCCCAGAGUGGAAGGUUCCGCCGUUCAGUCUCUUCAAGAAGACGAUCAAUUUUUGUUUUUCCAAUAUUUCUAGCAGGAGUAUUUAGGAUUCGUAUUAAAGAUGUUGGAUCCCGAUUGGCAACCACUCUUGCGUAAGCUACCAUAUCGCGUACUUCUUCUCUGUCGAAGAAUUUAUGAACUCCCACCAUUCUAUACGACACCCCAACUUCCGUCAAGGCAUGUUCUAAACUUCUAGUCAAACUGCCUGACCUAACUAAAAUGGCUACAUCAUCAUAUGUAAACAAUUCGGGACAGCAUUCCACGAUACGUUUUAUUUCACAAGCAAUCCAAUAGGACUCUUUUUGAUUAGUUUCAAAUGUUCGAUAGGAUGGCCUUAAAGACAUUGAGUAAUCGCUUUUGAUUCCUUUCUGAGGCCUUGUCUUGUCCUGUGAGAUGAUUGAGAGAGCUAAUUCUAAGAUAGAAUGCGCUGAACGAUAAUUCAUUUCCAGAUUUAGUAUCUGUGUCCCUUGGAAAUCCUUCGUCAUUCGAUUUAAGUUUUCUAUCUCAGCACUUCGAAACCCGUAAAUUGAUUGAUCAGGAUCCCCGACAAUAGUAAUGGCUGUUUCAUUCUUGGCUAACAGUUUUAAUAAAUAAUAUUGAAUCCUGCUAGUGUCUUGAAAUUCGUCGAUUAGAAUAUGUUUAAUAUUCGCAAUACACAUUGGAUACUCUCGAAGCAGAAGGAUAAAAUGUAAUAAAAGAUCGUCAAAAUCCUAUGUUGUUAGUCAAAUUCUCAAUUUUCUUAGAACGUACCAUUAGAUUGUUUUUUCUCAGUGUUGUUUGAUAUAACUUGUAUAGCUCAGUAGAUUGGUAACUUUGUAAUUCGGG
This is a messenger RNA of Schizosaccharomyces octosporus yFS286, 3749 nucleotides long. RefSeq lists its product as uncharacterized. Lineage: Eukaryota; Fungi; Ascomycota; Schizosaccharomycetes; Schizosaccharomycetales; Schizosaccharomycetaceae. The transcript is spliced from 3 exons. The record is from RefSeq and is a predicted model, not a curated record. Bases 1201 to 1521 code for a protein of 106 amino acids.